Aricia agestis (brown argus) is the source of this 931-nucleotide messenger RNA. Its product is annotated as solute carrier family 66 member 3. The coding region runs from base 166 to 834 and encodes 222 amino acids. The record is from RefSeq and is a predicted model, not a curated record. NCBI's taxonomy places the organism in Eukaryota, Metazoa, Arthropoda, Insecta, Lepidoptera, Lycaenidae. The transcript has 4 exons.
AUAUCCGUACACUUGGAUUUAUAUUAGCCUUGAGCCAUGUGGCGGGACACUUGAUUCAAAUCACAUUGAAGAUCCCUGCCAAGUGCCAACUAUUAUUUAACAGUAUAAAAUUGUUUCCUAAAGGGUUUGUGUCUGAAUAAGUGUUGUAUUGAUUUCAGGUUUAAAAUGUUUGAAAUAAGUGAACAGGUGGUACAAAUAUUUGCUCAUAUUCUCAGUACAAUAACAAUAUUGUCAUGUCUCUUCCUAAAAGUACCACAAAUUAUGCAUAUACGGAAGAAGAUGUCGGCACAAGGAAUAUAUGUACAAGCAAUGCUCAUGGAGAUCACAGGAUUCUCAAUCACUACACUGUAUAACUAUACAAAUGGCUACAAUAUGAUGACAUACUUAGAAUAUCCAAUCAUAUUAACCCAAAUCUAUGUGCUGCUCUACUUCACCUUGAAAUAUAAGGGAUUAUUAGAAUCACCAGUUGUACCGUUUGCUACUGUGUCAUAUGUUGGGGCCGUGAUAGCUUUUGCUCUGAAUAUACUCCCAAAAGACAUUCUGUCAUUUUUAGUGCCAUUUUGUACACCUCUCAGUGGCUUCGCAAAGGUGACAUAUAUUUAUGGCAUAAUCAAAGCCGGAAACGCAGAUGCUGUGUCACUAACUACAUGGAUAAUUUCUGUUCUUACUAAUAUGUCACGCCUAUUCACGGUGUACGUCGACUCAGCUGAUCUCAACUUGAUGUUCAACUUUACUGUAUCAUCACUGCUAAGCAGCGGGGUGCUGUUCACAGCCAUAUAUUAUCAAACAUUUACAAAAUCUACAAAAACUCAUAAAGUAACAAAAAAGGAGUAAAUACCAACCAGUCAAGAUAUCUUAUAGUAUUUUACAGUGUUUCUUGUUUUAAAUUGAAAACUCGUUUUAUAUUAUUUUAGUAUCAAAUAUUUUAAAG